Molecule: messenger RNA, 441 nt
Organism: Anisakis simplex (herring worm)
Lineage: Eukaryota; Metazoa; Nematoda; Chromadorea; Rhabditida; Anisakidae
Source: the annotation of a GenBank genome assembly
AUUCAAAGGAACAACACUGAAAUAUGCCCAGAUUCGAAUAUGCGGAAAAUUACCCGAGAAAUUCCUGCAGGAUUCUUCGUACAAUGGGUUGAGUGCUCAGUGGUGUUUCUAUUCGGCUAUGUGAUCAACGUGGUGCGCAAUUUUCCACCGUUUCAACCGAUCGCAAUCAUUGGUGGUUUCCUGUUCGCGACGGGGAAUGUCGCCGCAGUGCCACUGAUUAACGGUCUUGGAAUGGCACCCGGAAUGCUUAUUUGGGGAUCUACUAUGGUGAUCGGAGGCUGGUCAGCCGGUCGCUUUGGCCUCUUCCACACCGUACCUCAACGAGUUGUCAAUGAAAAAAUGAAUGUUAGCGGACUGAUUCUAGUGCUAAUCAGGCGAGUCGAGUCAAUCAGGCGAAAUUUUAGCACGAAAGCGUUUUUUUUUGGAGCUGAUUCGAGCUGA